Molecule: messenger RNA, 3012 nt
Organism: Closterium sp. NIES-65
Lineage: Eukaryota; Viridiplantae; Streptophyta; Zygnematophyceae; Desmidiales; Closteriaceae
Source: the annotation of a GenBank genome assembly
AUGGCCAGAGGACAGCCUCGUUCGACACCGCCGCAAACCAACCCACCCCCCGCCGAUGUCGACAUGACGGACGUCAUAAACCCCGCUAGCCAGGAUGAGGACGUCCGCCCGGUAGACCGUACACCGACCAGUAACCCCUCGUCGACUUUGCCGCUGCUUUACGAUCUCGACGCCCUGGCCCAAAUCCCGCAGGGAGAGUUCACCAAGGACGUUCCGCCCGCGCCGAUAGGGGAGUUCACGAAACCACGCAAAACGUCGACGCCGACGGAUGCAGGGGAGGCCGGGCCGUCGUCUGUGCCGGACGGAUCGGGCGACCAGGAUGAGGACGAUUAUUCAUCGGCGAGCGACGAGGACGACGAAGACGACCCGCGGCCCCGACGUGGUGCAGGUCCGCGCACGUUGGAAGAAAAACUCAGGGGGGAACGUGCGUUCAUAGAGGAAUUGUUGGACGAGAACGAGCUUGAGGAUCUGCUGCACACGUCGGUCCCUCGAGAAAUGUGGAAGGCGGCCGACUUCGUAGAGGAAGAUAUGGUGUACGCGUGCGUCGACGUGCUCGUGAUGGAGGGAAUGCGCCACCUGAAAACCAUAGAGGUCAAGAGCACGCUCAAGUCCUACACCUCAUGGAUAUACGACUACAAAAGGUGGACGGCGAAGAUGCUUAAAAAAAUUGGCGACAAACUGCCGACAGCAGAACAAAUGAGGCACGUCGACGAGAUAGGGCACUGGACACACAACAACAAGAGCAAGGAUUGGGACAACGAGAAGGUGGUCAAGCGGAAGCACAUAUGGCUGCACGGCCCCCGGGUCACUAGUACGCGACUGCGCGCCUACAUCAAGUUCAUGAGGCGGGAGUACAGGAUCGACGCCGACACGAACGAGCCAGUGCGAGCCUACACGGUGCACAUGAUCCUCGGCCGCAUCAAGGCCUGCCAGAUGGCGGCGAGGGUGGAGGCGACGCUCUUCAAGGAGAAGGAGUUGGGCAUCAUGCGGGAAAUCUCGGUGGUCCGGUCGGAGGUGCUCACGCUGCUCUCCCACCACAGCCUCAUGCGCGGUGCAAGCAUACGCGAGAUAACGCUCCCCGACAUCUUCCUGUACCGACUGGCGAGCACCUCGUCGGUGAACCCGGAUAACCAGCCGGUCGUCAUGGUGGUCGCCGCGCGGAACUCGAAGACGUCGAAGGAUGCGCGUCUUCAACAGAGCUACGCGGCGCGGCACCUAGAAGCGGAGUUGUGCGCCGUCGGCGAGACCGGGCUGUGGUUACACUUCGUCCUCGACCAGAUCGGCCAGUUUCACGGAGUCGACCUCAUUCCGCCGGUCGACACCAGCACACGCGAGCUCUGGUACAAGAAGCACCUGUUCUUCGCCCGCAACGACCCCGAGCAGGGCGAACUCUCAGCUCCCAGCCACCAGCGAUGGACGAGGCAGAUGUGGAAGACGAACGGGGUGUUCUGCAAGCGGAACGUCCAUGCCGCUCGGGCGGGCGGGGCGCAGGAGUUGGCCAUCCAAGGUACGCCUCGCGCCGAGAUAGCCGAGCUGGGUCACUGGGCUCUCGACAAGAUGACUCGAGCCUACAUCACGUCCAUUCCCGUCGGCGUGGUGAUGAAGAAGGCCGGCUAUUCGGGAUUCACGCAGGACUACUUCUUGGGUCGCAGUAGGGUGGAACCGGGAGACGAACUCCUCGCUCUCAUCGCCGAGCACAUCUUCCCCGACGUCGACGACCUCCUCAACAAGGUUUGUUUAUCGGUGCCGACCAAUCUUGCAUGGUACUGUCCUAUCCACCAUGGAGAUAACCCCCGUCUGAUGUCUAACUGCAGGCAGAAGAACUCGCGAAGAAGGGGUCCUGACGCCGACGUUGCGGCCGUGCAUUUCUGGCGCACCCUUCUGAUGUUCCGCCGCAUUGUCGCCGAGGACCUCGCGGUGAAACUCGUCCGCACCCCUUGGCACCCGUACAUCCAGUAUUCCAAGCUCUGCCGGAUUCCCCUCUUCCAGCACUGGGCGAAGAGGGUCGAGAAGACCGACACCGACACCAUAAAAAAGCGGCAAGAUCCAACCCUCAUCCAGCCAGAGGAGAUAUCGGUCCGCCAUGACGCCCAGUUCGCGGUCGUCUCCCUCACGGAGACGCUUAAGCUCGAGAGGGAGCGGUCAACGGUCCAGAAGCUCGACCUCGAGGAGAAGAUCGAGAAUCGCGACGCAACCAUCGCGUCGCUCGCGGCCGAGAUAACACGCCUCACCGAGGCUCUCCGCGUUUCAGAAGCUCGAAGGAUGCCGGAGGCGCCGCCAGCUGCUAACGACCAGUCGCCGAGCGACGGUGGCUCCGCGGAGUCGGCAAGCAGGGGUGGAGGAGCCAACAAACCCAAUAAACCCCCACAGACGGUCGAGGAGGCUAGCUACGAGCUGAACGUAGUGCAGCCUUGGCGGACUGCAACGACCGUCAAGGACGCGUGGCGCCUCUGGACCUCGUGCACCAGCGCCGACACCCGUCGUCUGUGCGACAGGUUCAGGGAGCCGGGAUUCGUCGACCGCCACACCCUCCUCGACGGAGCCUCGCAGGGAGCACACGGGAAGAGGGUGCGCCGCAUGAUGAAGGUCAUCGAUGCGGUGCGCCAGCUUCGCAGGAGCGACGGCGAAGCCGACACGGAAGCCACCGUCGACGCGCUUAACAAGAUAGCGGCGCCUGGCAUUGGGACCUUCGCGGAUGCCCUCACGGUGCUCAACGCGGACGCCGUAGCGACCUAUGCUGGGCAGGGUAAGGGCGUCAAAGGGCUCGGCAAGACGGAAUUUUCCAAGCUUCGUGUCGCCUGUGCGUUCGUGGCGCGCGGGCUCAAGCCCGAAACGUGGGUCGCCGACCUGUUCCCGGACACCUGGGUUGAGCAGAUGAAGAAGACGUUGGCCGACCUGGCCCGCGAAAACGACGCCGGGCAGCUGCCUCCGACCAAUAAGUCGAACCAAGCGCAAGAAAACCGCUUGAAUGUUCCCAGGCCUCCUGCUACUGUGGCCUGUUGCAUGUUGUAG